CCUAGCUCAACUCCCAGAAAAUAGUAAGUCUAUCAAGCUUCGUUUUUUCCCAAUUAAUCACUCGUGAAUUAAUUCACACAUACCACCACGUUCACUUCACAAUUGCUUCUAUUUGAUGACAUCUGAAGCUACCCCACCAUCCCACCAAUCCUCCCCCCCUCCAUUUUCUUACGACCCCUACGCUUUUUUUGUUCAAUCUUAUUCCCUAAUCUAAAUUCACGUCAGAUUUCAACAUGGCCAUUAAGAAGGUCCACGCUCGUACCGUCUACGACUCCCGUGGCAACCCUACCGUAGAGGUAGAUGUUGUCACUGACACCGGCCUUCACCGUGCCAUUGUUCCCUCGGGAGCUUCCACCGGUCAACACGAGGCUGUUGAGCUCCGUGAUGGUGACAAGAGCAAGUGGGGUGGUAAGGGUGUUACCAAGGCUGUUAACAAUGUCAACAGCACUAUUGGACCCGCAGUCAUUAAGGAGGGUCUUGAUGUGAAGGACCAGAGCGCAGUUGACAAGUUCCUCAACAGCCUCGAUGGCACACCAAACAAGCAAAAGCUUGGUGCCAACGCUAUCCUCGGUGUUUCCCUCGCUAUUGCCAAGGCCGGUGCUGCUGAGAAGGGUGUUCCUCUAUACGCCCACGUCUCGGACCUAGCUGGCACCAAGAAGCCCUACGUCCUACCCGUUCCUUUCAUGAACGUCCUAAACGGUGGUUCUCACGCCGGUGGCCGAUUGGCUUUCCAAGAAUUCAUGAUUGUCCCUUCCAGUGCUCCUUCUUUCACCGAGGCUCUACGUCAAGGUGCUGAGGUUUACCAGAAGCUAAAGGCUCUUGCCAAGAAGAAGUACGGCCAAUCUGCAGGCAACGUCGGUGACGAGGGUGGUGUUGCCCCGGAUAUCCAGACUGCCGAUGAGGCUCUUGAGCUCAUCACUGGAGCUAUCGAGCAAGCCGGCUACACUGGCAAGGUCCACAUCGCUAUGGAUGUUGCCUCCAGCGAGUUCUACAAGGAGGACGUCAAGAAGUACGACCUGGACUUCAAGAACCCUGACAGCGACCCAAGCAAGUGGAUUACCUACGAGGAGCUCGCUGCCUUGUACAGCGACCUCGCCAAGAAGUACCCUAUUGUCAGCAUUGAGGACCCCUUCGCUGAGGACGACUGGGAGGCGUGGAGCUACUUCUACAAGACCCAAGACAUUCAAAUCGUUGGUGACGACUUAACAGUCACCAACCCCAUCCGCAUCAAGAAGGCUAUCGAGCUUAAGGCCGCUAACGCCCUACUCCUAAAGGUCAACCAGAUUGGUACUCUAACUGAGUCUAUCCAGGCUGCCAAGGACUCCUACGCCGAUGGCUGGGGUGUCAUGGUUUCUCACCGAUCUGGUGAGACCGAGGAUGUUACCAUUGCCGACAUUGUUGUCGGUAUCCGAGCAGGCCAGAUCAAGACUGGUGCUCCUGCUCGUUCCGAGCGUCUUGCCAAGCUCAACCAGAUCCUCCGUAUUGAGGAAGAACUCGGCGACAACGCUAUCUACGCCGGCGAGAACUUCCGCAAGGCUGUUAACCUAUAAAUCGGGAAUUCAGCUGGAACUUGAAUGAACUAAUCUGCACGCGCUUUAAUAUGGUAACGAAUAAGGGAUGACUGGGGGCGGUUUAGCUCGGGAAAAAUCGGUCAACCUAGAUUAUUAGCUCGUAUUGAAAUGAAAUGAAACGAAAAUGUGUACAA
Messenger RNA from Hypoxylon trugodes, 1705 nucleotides. Its product is annotated as phosphopyruvate hydratase. Bases 234 to 1550 code for a protein of 438 amino acids. The transcript has 3 exons. Gene Ontology annotation, molecular function: phosphopyruvate hydratase activity; magnesium ion binding. NCBI's taxonomy places the organism in Eukaryota, Fungi, Ascomycota, Sordariomycetes, Xylariales, Hypoxylaceae. The record is from RefSeq and is a predicted model, not a curated record. Gene Ontology annotation, cellular component: phosphopyruvate hydratase complex. Gene Ontology annotation, biological process: glycolytic process.